Messenger RNA from Anopheles marshallii, 2064 nucleotides. RefSeq names its product protein hook (gene hook). Lineage: Eukaryota; Metazoa; Arthropoda; Insecta; Diptera; Culicidae. The record is from RefSeq and is a predicted model, not a curated record. The transcript is spliced from 4 exons. Gene Ontology annotation, molecular function: microtubule binding; dynein light intermediate chain binding. The coding region runs from base 1 to 2064 and encodes 687 amino acids. Gene Ontology annotation, biological process: cytoplasmic microtubule organization; cytoskeleton-dependent intracellular transport. Gene Ontology annotation, cellular component: centrosome; cytoplasm.
AUGGAAAACGAUAAAAUGGAAAUCUACGAAUCAUUGGUACGCUGGUUAAGCGUAUUGAAUCUGUCUGCACCACACCAAACGGUGCAGGAACUUUCGGAUGGUGCAGCACUCGCCCAAGCGCUUAAUCAAAUCGCAUCGGAAGUGUUUACCGAUAGUUGGCUCUCUAAGAUAAAGUCAGAUGUCGGUGCGAACUGGCGGUUAAAGGUGAGCAAUCUGCGAAAAAUUAUCGAAGGUAUCUACGUGUACUACCAGGACGAGUUGAGCUUGAACCUAUCGGAAGAGCUACGUCCGGAUGCGCUUAAAAUUGCAGAGAAAUGUGACCCGCACGAGCUCGGCAGAUUACUGCAGCUCAUACUGGGAUGUGCGGUGAAUUGCCUCGAGAAACAAAAGUACAUCACGCAAAUCAUGGAACUGGAGGAAUCGUUACAGCGAAACAUCAUGGCGGCAUUGCAGGACAUUGAGUACAUUUGGCAAGGAGCCUCUCCUUCUCGUAACUCCAUCAAUACGACAGCGAGUCUGGAUGUUAAAACGCUACAGGAAGAUCGAGACACACUGGCACAGAAGUGUCACGAGACAAACAAAAAGAUGCUGGGGCUAAUCGAAGAGAAGGCAGCAUUGCAACAGGAAAUCAGCAAACUGCAAGCUAUUGUGGGGCGGUACGAAAAUCCAAAUCUGAUCGGCGACGACGGAACGUCUCUCGGGCCGAUUCAGUUAGGUUCAUCUCGGUACAACGAUCUCCGCAAGUUGGUAGACAGUUUGAAGGAUGAGCUACUGCAGGCCGAAACGGCGCGAGACGACCUGAAGAUGAAAUCGAUGAUUCAGGAGAAGGAGAUCACAGAGCUGCAGGCGCGAAUCGAUGAACUGCACGCGGCAACAACCGAAAUUGCACAGCUUAAGGAUGAGAUCGAUAUCCUGAAGGAGGCAAACGAAAAGCUGAAAAUUUGUGAAACACAACUGCAAACGUAUAAGAAAAAAUUGGAAGACUACAACGAUUUGCGAAAACAAAUCAAGCUACAGGAGGAACGUAGUGCCGACUACCUAAAACAGAACCUCGAGUAUGAAGAAGAAGCCAAAAAGUACGCCGGUUUGAAGGGACAGGUCGAGCUGUACAAGAAAAAAAUACAGGAUCUGCACGGAAUGCUUGACGAGGAGAUGGGCAAGACAGUGCGAGCCGAGUUCGAGUAUAACCAGCUGCAGGGUCAGCUGGCGGCAGUGCAACGGGAAAAGGAGAACUUUCUGAGAGAGCGCGACACGUUGCGAGAGGCGUUAGAUGAGCUAAAAUGUGGCCAAGCCAUCGGCGCGGAUGGCGUUGGUUCCGGUGGUCACGGGACGGGUGGAAACACUAUGUCGAAGGAGUUACAUUCGAACGAUCUGUACGAGCGUAUCGAGCGAUUAGAGCGUGAAAACAAAGCUCUACGGGAGGGACAGGGUGGUCAAACGGCACUUUCGCAAUUGCUAGACGAUGCAAAUCAACGCAACGAAAAGCUUCGUGACCAGCUAAAGUCAGCUAACCAGAAAAUUCUUCUACUCAGUCAGCAUCACACCGAUGACGGAAGUAGCAAGAGCGAACUGGAGAUGCAGAUGAAACAAACGCUGGAACUAGGAGAGCAAAACACGUCGCAACAACAAAUGGAUGAGGCGCAGUUGCAGCUUAGCAAUUUACAAACAAAAAUUGCAAAUCUAGAAGCAGCCCUGGUUGUAAAGGAUCAGGAACUGCAGGCGGCCGAUGUGCGCUACAAGAAAUGUGUGGAAAAAGCGAAGGAAGUCAUUAAAACGCUCGAUGCUCAUGCAAUCAGUGAAGCACUAUUGAUGGAUAAGGUCGAUUCGCCCGUUGGAACUGGAGUGGAUAGUACGCUAACGGCAGGGAAUGGGAAUACUUCCCGUCCGCCGAUGGGUCAGCAGGAAGAGCAAUUAAUUGCAACCGCGUUCUAUCGGCUUGGAAUGGUUUGCCAUCGGGAAGCGGUUGAUGCACGUUUGCUAAGUGGCCCAGGGCAAAGCUUUCUGGCACGACAACGUCAACCGGCGGCACGAAAACCGCUGAAUGCAAAUUAUGGCAAAAAAUGA